UUAAACGCGUCGAUUAUCUCUCCUCGGAUCACCUUGGACGAAACAUGAGUUUCACUGAAUGGAAGGUCUGAUGAUGGAUGGACGUAGUCAGGUCACCGCGUGCGUGCUGCUGACGCUCGUCUCCAUGGUGAUCGCUGAUUCACCUGCUGCAGUCCGGCCUAUGGAGGCUCCAAACAUGCCAAAUGAGUUUUCAGUGGAAGUGCUACGUAAUGCAUCCUCCGCCUCAUCUGGAUUUUCUCUUUCACCUACUUUGGAUCCAUCAAAAGCCACAGAGAGUUACAAUCACAAUGUUAACACUGGACCAGUAUUCACUUACUCCCUGAACUCUGUCACACUCCCAGAGAUGCUUGCCUCACCUCCCUUAAAAGUCCUAAAUUCUGGAGAGGGAGUUGGAUUUACCCGCAGAGGUUCCUCCAGACAGCCUCGACAACUAAAUUCUCCAGUGCCUACCUCCCAUAAUGUGUCCUUAUCUUGGUCUGCUAUCAGCCCAGCUCCCCAAAUAUCACAGGCUACAGGUUCAUCUGUGCCGUCUAGCUUGCCUUCAGUUGGAAAAGAUUCUCCUUAUGAGCCUCCUGUUAUUUCCCCUCAAACGCAGUAUGGGACGGUGGGAGUCAGUGACUCUAGGUUUCCUUUUGGAGACCGAUUGGAACCAUCCAGUAGAAUCCAAGACCUCCAGUUACAACCCAGCAAUGACCCAAACACCCAGAUAGGCUAUCAGCCGUUGGAACCAAGUAAUGUUGUACACCAUCAAAUGACUUCAGUGUCUGUUGAACCAACUAUGGGCCCACCCGAAGACUUUUUCCCAACUAACACCAUGGAUGUGGAAUAUGGUUCUGGAGAUUACCUAGAAACAAUGUCCUUCAUGGGAUCUGAAGGCAAUGACUAUUCACUGGUUAGCAAUCUACCCUCUGAUAUGUAUGACAUUGAGGACUCAAAUUCCGAGACCUAUGACACCACGUUCCCCACAAGAAUGGUGAUGUCAUUUUCCAGCAAACAUUUGUAUCCUUCAUCUAUCAGAGUUACUAGUUCUUUCUCCAGCAAACUUGAAAGUUCCAGUUUUAAUAACAAUUCAACCUCGAAUGGAGCCACCACUGACUUAACCAAACACACAACAACCUUUCAGAAUUUUACAACUGUUGUGCCCCUUACCAUGUCAAGAACUCCAGUUUUCACUAGUAUUUUGACAUCAGACCUUGGCCACACCAUUUCUCCAUCUCUAUCAACCAUCCAGCCAACCAGAAUCCAUUCUUUACCCAUUCUCCCGACAACUUCAGAUGUCUUAAACCAGAACCAGUCUGUCAACGAGAGCUCAGAGUUGGCAUCUGACUGGGCAGGCACUGUUACAGUCCAACCCACUGAUGUUCUUUUACCAGAUAUGAACAGUUUAGAGUACUACACCAUCCAGUUGACCAAGGACAAUGGUAGCUUGCCAGAGCCCACUGCCAAUCAGACGGCCUAUAGUGUUUUCUCUUUCCUUCUGGUUGGCACCACACAUAUUGUGAGCACCAGAACCUACACCACUGACCCAAGUUACAUGCCAACAACAUUGUUUGAUGAAGAUCUACAGCCUACAGGUAACAGUUUCUGGACUGAGGAAUCCUCAACGGAUAUCUCUGGAUUUGAGCCUUUUAACAACACUAUCUUGGAUUCCUCUGAACUUAGACCGAGUUUAACAGAUACUACAGUGCCAUAUUUAGAGCCGUCAUUUACGCAGACACCCUCAAUAGACCCUUUAACUUCGAUGGCAGAUAUAAACUCAACUACUGAUUGGGCUACCACACCUUUUUCAGCAUACAACACUUCAUUACUGGUGACUACCCCACCUCCAGUGACCAGGGAACCAGAUGGCAUGUCUACUGUUAAUGACAGCCAAUGGAUUAUCACAUCACUCUCAACAGAGAACCUCUUUCCUAGUAGUGUACUUCCCACUGUUUUAGUAACCACCUCUAUCAGUGUUUCUGAAUACCCAACUGACUCAACCUUCAACAUCACCUCCACCCCUCCUGCAACAGAGAUGGCAGAUGAAGGAUUUGUGUCUGGAACAACAUCUGACACCAUGGUUACUGAUAACGAUAACACCACACCGAUCGGUAGCCUUACAACCAAAUCCUCCCCAGGAUUAAACGAUACAUCAGUUACAACCCUAUCCACAACCCCUCCAACAACCACUGUCCGGAAGUAUCUCUGCAACAUCACUAAACCUGACACCUACUUGAUCAGAGUUGGGUUUCCUCCAGGGUCCACUGCUGGAUAUGCCAAAGCCAAAGUCAGAGAGAUUCUCAAAGCAGAGUAUAACCGCUCUGUGGAGCUACAGGUAGUGAAAGCUCCUCCAGACUUUGUGUUUCGUGCUGUGUCUGGUGCAGUGGUUUAUACUGCCAUAUCAGUCAUUAAUGCCCUGAGAAUCUCUGCUCGGACCACCAGCUCCUUUAUCAGCAUAUCGCCCAUCAGUCCUGUACCAGGCCCACAGUACCAUGUACAUACAGUUCUUCAGUUUGUACCCAGCCAUGUAGAUGUGCGAAUGUGUACCUUCAGUGAGCAGGCAGAGAAGGGUCUGAUCACAGCCUUAGCUGAAGUCCGCCGACGCUCACAGGAGUCCACAAACUUCACUGUGAAUAUUUUAAACGUCACCAUGAGUUCUGUGGACUCGGCGGCACAACAGCAGAAGAUUCCAGUGGAGAUCACCUUUGCUGUGCGCGAUAUCCGUGGGUAUGUGCCAGGGACAGAGGUGAGCACCCAGCUUCGACAACUCGGUGUGGUUGAAUACAGCUACUACCUUGGCUACCCUGUAUGGCAGAUUGCAGAACCGUUCCACUACCCAGAGCUGAACACAACCCAACUGCUUCGUUCCUCAUGGGUUAGAACAGUGCUGUUGGGAGUGUUGGACCAGCCCGUGAGUGACAAGAUCUUCAAGGCUACAAUUGAGAGGAGACUGGCUCAGUUGCUGAGUGAUGCAUUGGGUGCUGGGCGCCGUUUUAGGAGAGCAACUAGAGUGGGAAACAACAGCGUGCAGAUUGUACAGACCACUCGUCUUGUGGGUCCUGACAACCCUCUGGAGGUUAUCUACUUUGUGGAAGGAGCUAACGGACAGAGACUUCCCGCGGCAACCACAGCCAACAUGCUCAACAGUCUUGACAUGCAGCAUGCAGCGAUCAUCAUGGGAUACCGCAUCCAGGGAAUAUUAGCACAGCCUGUGGAAAAACAGGCCUCACCUUACUCAGACACAGAGAAGACCAACACGUGGAUAAUUGUAGGGGUGGUGGUCCCCGUGGUGGUGGUCGUCAUUAUAAUAACUAUCCUGUACUGGAAACUCUGUCGCACUGACAAACUGGAAUUCCAGCCAGACACCAUGAGCACCGUCCAACAAAGACAGAAGCUGCAGACGCCCAGUGUGAAGGGUUUUGACUUUGCCAAGCUGCACAUGGGCCAGCACAGUAAGGAUGAUCUCCUGGUCAUCCAGGAGCCGUUGCCACCUCCUGUGGCUGCCAAGGAACAGAGUCCAGCUGAGAACGCAGAGGUGCCCACACCAAAGUCCAAAACCUCCUCCAAAGCUUCCCGCAACGGCCAGCACCGCAGGGGCCAGAUUUCUCCAUCAGAGGGUGACUCCAUAGGCAGUGAUCCACCCAGCUACAGAGGAUCACCACAGGAGGGCAUUAGACCCGCCGGUCUGCCCAUCGAUCCAAAGCAACCACAUAAACCAGCCAUCAAUGGAUUAAACGGGAAGAAUAGAAUUGGUCCACCCCCAAUGAACGGCAUGGAUGAGCCCUUAUCUUCAGCCUCCAUUUUUGAGCAUGUGGACCGAAUGUCCCGCCCAACUGACGGCCCGAAACGCCCUCCUAAUAAACUCCAGCUCAUCGCAAUGCAGCCGAUGCCGCCCCUGCCCUUAGCCAGCCCUACAGCCAAUGACAGAGCAGCAGAGAACGCCAAGCUCAACAAAGAGAUCCAAGUGGCUUUAAGGCACAAGUCUGAGAUCGAGCACCAUCGCAAUAAGAUCCGCCUGAGGGCCAAAAGGAAAGGCCAUUACGACUUCCCCGCUAUGGAUGAUCUCAUCGAUGGUCUUGGCGACCCCAAAGAGCAGGACCGAAUCUACCAGAAGGCCCAGAUGCAGAUUGAUAAGAUACUUGAUCCAGAUAUUCACAUGCCCUCACUGUACACCGAGCCCAAGAAAAGCAACAGAGGGAAGCGUUCUCCUAAACAGAGAAGGAAACAACAGAUAAACGGUGAACUGACAGAUGCUGACCGAGAUAGACUCAUAACGACGGAAAGCGAUGGGACAUAUAGGAAAUACCCAGGAGUCAAUAACAUUGCAUAUGUGUCGGACCCAGACCAGGGUCCCGAGUAUCAUAGCCCGUCCCCGUCGGAUGAUGUGUUCCACGGUCCGAUUUCUCCUCCUGGCCACCCUCCUCCACCACCCCCCUACCUGCCUCCUCAGCCAUCUAUAGAGGAGGCCCGGCAGCAAAUGCACUCUCUACUGGACGAUGCAUUUGCCCUCGUAUCACCUACGUCUCAGGGCAGCACAGCUGGCAUCACUCUGCCUGGGGUUGGGCUUAACCCUGGACCCCCACCUGCCUCGAGCCCACCAUCCCGUGGCCCGCGGCCUUGGGGCCCAGGAUACCUGCCCUUGAAUCCCUACACAGGGAGAUAUGCUGAAUUAGGUCUGCCACCUUCCAGUGUGCAAGGUUUACCACAUAGACAGGGUUUAGGGUCCGGCUACAUCCCGUCAGGAGAGGCCCUUCCUGUUGAACAGCUACGGCCGGAGUCACUUUAUGUUGGUCGAGGGGGAAACACAGAUGAGUUGCCCUCUUCCACCAGGCCACGACCUGUAGGUGGAACUACAGGUGCCCAGCUACAUCAUUUAACCCACGCUGGUCUGACGGGUCGUGUAGGUGGAGGGUUAAACUGGAGCCCGUAUCAUGAGGAUGACAACAAGCUUGCUAACAACAGGGAGCCUGUUCUUGGCUCUCUUGACUACACUUCCAUCUCUGUAUUCCAGACCUCCAGGAAUGGUCUGAAGGAGCCAUCUGCUGCUCCUGCCCACCUGGACUCUCUCGGCCUUGGCUACGCUCCCUCCGCUCCCCUCGAGGAGCCUUCCCCUCCCAACCACUCUUCCGCCUCGCUCAUCAAAGCCAUCCGAGAGGAACUGAUGCGCCUCUCCCAGAAACAGGCAGCGGUACCCAGCUACCACAGCUGAGACCUGCCCCCUCAAGCACCAUCAGGCAAAAACUGCGCUACACUGCACUGUACUUCCCAUGGAAGUGGCUUUUUUGAGAGGAGGAUAACUGUAUGUCAUGUAGCCUCUGCUGCCUCCCGGUGGCAGAGAGCAUUAGGACAGGAAGAGUAGACGAUUAUCCUUUAUUCCCAUAUUCCUCAAGUUGUUCUUAACAUAAGCGUCAUCCUGAGACUGAUGAACGAUGUUUUUUACCGUCUUUUCAGGCGACUAUACAGAUUGGUAGCAACUGCUCUAUACAGACCGGGAUAACAAAGCUAAAAUAUGGCUGCCACACAUUACCUUGGUCUUCUGUUAGAGGUGUGCGUGUGUUUUUCACAUUGUGUUGUUUCUUUGCUGUGUACACUGCCUUCACAUUUGAAUAAUUUUAUACCUUGCACUGGCUGUUGUAGAUUCUCAUCACUGAAAAUGUAACUGCUUUUAAUACCUUAAAUUAAUCUCUCUGAUCUACAAAAGUUUUUUUCUUUUUUCUUUUCUCAGUGCAUCUGCUUCCCGUUCUCUCAUGGUGCUGACUCUUUUAUAUCUGUUUAAGGCCAUCAAGCACACAUUGCCUUCAUAACACAGUAUUGAACCCUAUACAGUAUUGUCUUAUACUUUAGGGUCCAGUAAUAGUAUUUGAAGUAGAGAUGUUUUCCACCUUCAUAUGCCUUUAUUUGGUUUGGCGUGUACAGGAGAGCUGGACAUGCAGCUGUUUCAGUGCAUUGAA
Messenger RNA from Cyprinus carpio (common carp), 5930 nucleotides. Its product is annotated as UPF0606 protein KIAA1549-like. The coding region runs from base 59 to 5188 and encodes 1709 amino acids. NCBI's taxonomy places the organism in Eukaryota, Metazoa, Chordata, Actinopteri, Cypriniformes, Cyprinidae. The transcript is spliced from 21 exons. The record is from RefSeq and is a predicted model, not a curated record.